Messenger RNA from Neodiprion fabricii, 1599 nucleotides. RefSeq names its product thymidylate synthase (gene Ts). Gene Ontology annotation, cellular component: cytosol; mitochondrion. Gene Ontology annotation, biological process: dTMP biosynthetic process. Bases 252 to 1256 code for a protein of 334 amino acids. The transcript has 4 exons. The record is from RefSeq and is a predicted model, not a curated record. Lineage: Eukaryota; Metazoa; Arthropoda; Insecta; Hymenoptera; Diprionidae. Gene Ontology annotation, molecular function: thymidylate synthase activity.
UUACUAAUUAUCCGGACUUUAGUUACACUUUGUUAAACUGUACUUGAAUAAUUUCAUGCGCAAAAUAGUAACAAUGACUGGGGUUUUCCACGACUUCCGUUCGUUUCAGAGUUCCUGAGGUGUAUUUUGCUAUUUAUUGGCGCCAAAUGGCUACAGUAAAGUUAUUCGACAAUACGGUUGGUAGUAGAAUGUAUAAUCCGUAAUUGAUACUAAUGAAUCUCUGGAAAUUCGCUUGAACGAACGGUGAAACAAUGUAUAAAACCUCUGAAAUAUUGAGGCCAAACGGUAACCCUUAUCGUUUGCCGACACGCGAAACCAACGGCAGUGUUGAAAAACAUGUUGCUGCAGAAGAAACCUCAAAAUCUUGCUCACCAACUGAAACUUCAGAAAGGCACGAAGAAUAUGAAUACCUUGAUUUGGUGCGACGAAUUCUCCGAAGUGACACGAAAAGGGGUGAUCGCACUGGGGUUGGAACUUUGUCUAUUUUCGGACCCCAAAUGCGGUUUAGUCUUAGAGAUGGUGUUUUUCCACUCUUGACUACAAAAUGUGUCUUCUGGCGUGGCGUUGUCGAAGAACUUCUAUGGUUCAUUAGAGGAUCAACGGACGCCAGAGAUCUCUCGAGUAGAGGUGUCAAAAUUUGGGACGCCAACAGUUCUCGAUCAUUCUUAGACACCUGCGGUUUUACUAAUAGAGAAGAAGGCGAUCUUGGGCCAGUCUACGGCUUUCAGUGGAGACAUUUUGGUGCUAAAUACAAAGAUAUGCAUACAGAUUAUACAGGAAAAGGAAUUGAUCAACUGAAAGAUGUUGUGGAAAAAUUGAAACAUUCACCAGAUGACAGGCGAAUCAUAAUGUGUGCCUGGAAUCCAGUGGAUAUCCCAAUAAUGGCUUUACCACCUUGCCAUUGUCUGGUUCAGUUGUACGUGUCUAAUGGCGAAUUAUCGUGUUUAUUGUACCAGCGGAGCGGGGAUAUGGGUCUGGGUAUUCCUUUUAACAUUGCCAGUUAUUCUCUACUCACUUAUAUGUUGGCCCAUGUCACAGGAUUGAAGCCUGGUGAGUUUGUACAUACAAUUGGUGACUGCCACGUUUACCUGAAUCAUAUUAAUGCCCUAGAACGACAGAUUCAACGGACACCAAGACCGUUUCCCAAGCUGAAUAUUAUCCGAAAGGUUGAUGAUAUUGAUGCGUUCAAGGCAGAGGAUUUUGAACUAAUCGGGUACGAUCCUCACCCAAAAAUAGCCAUGGAUAUGGCUUUGUAAAAGAACUGGUAUACUAAUUUCGUUCCUAGGGUCUAAAAAGUUCGGUAAUAACCAAAUGAAUACCUAAUGGAGCUAAAAUCGUUAAUGUUAUUCAGAGGAGAAUCAGUAUUUUUCUAUACGUUCUUUCUAUUGCAUAAUGUAUCAAUGACAUAUCUUGUAUGAAAUGAUGUGUAUUGUUUAAUACAGUAAUUGGGCUGCUAGUUGAUCGUCAAUAUUUUAUUUCCGUCAUUAUUCCUUUUCAAAUUGUUCAAAAAGUAUUACCGAAGUACCCAUAGAAUCACGUGCUAUAAUAUAUUUUUUCAUGUAUACUUUAUUUCCUAAUAAAAAUUAUAUAUUUAAUAAA